This is a messenger RNA of Fundulus heteroclitus (mummichog), 9393 nucleotides long. RefSeq names its product bone morphogenetic protein receptor type-2-like. The record is from RefSeq and is a predicted model, not a curated record. NCBI's taxonomy places the organism in Eukaryota, Metazoa, Chordata, Actinopteri, Cyprinodontiformes, Fundulidae. The transcript is spliced from 19 exons. Gene Ontology annotation, biological process: cellular response to growth factor stimulus; protein phosphorylation; BMP signaling pathway. Gene Ontology annotation, molecular function: ATP binding; transforming growth factor beta receptor activity. Bases 315 to 3797 code for a protein of 1160 amino acids. Gene Ontology annotation, cellular component: plasma membrane; signaling receptor complex.
UCUUCCGGAAGUGAUUUCCGACACUUGACAGAGUGAUUCAGCCGCAGAGAAACGGAGCGCAGCUUCAUCUCUGCGCAGUUUUUGAUCCUGCCCCAGAAACCAGCUGCCGGACCCGGAUCAGCACCGCAAAGGAGACUUUGGACCAGGUGGAACCGAACCUACCAAGGUGAUUCGAAAGGAGCCGGGCCAAAAUCAAGGCAGAUACAGCAGACAGGCGGCUUCAUCUCCUCCUGCAGACUGAGCGGAGUCUUCCUCAUCACCGAGUCAGCAGAGAUGAGAGCGUCCCAUCAGACUAACCUGAUCCAGGAUCAGUGAUGUGGGAUCGGUUUCUGCAGCGACCCAACAUGGCUGCCUCCGCGCUGACCGUGUGUGUGUUUGUCCUGCUACUGGCUGGGAUCAGAGGUUUGCAGUUGGAGGACAGAGAGGAGAGAAUCUGCGCAUUCACCAACAGCCUUAAGGGGGCGGAGCCUGUAUCCACCAAUGAGCUGCGAGGAGAGGUGCAGGAGAACGGCACGAUUCGCUGCAGUCGCGGCUCCCGCUGCUAUGCAUUGUGGGAAAGACAAGCAGACGGGGAGAUGCAGCUGCUGAACCAAGGCUGUUGGAUGCAUGUGGGCAACCAUCAGGAGUGUUAUGGCGACCGCUGCAUCCUGGUGACAGCGACUCCGUCUCAGAUGCAGAAAGCCAGCUACCGUUUCUGCUGCUGCAGCCACGACCUCUGCAACACUAAUUACACUGAAGCUCCGCCCACCGCCGACACGCCCGCCCUGAGGCCGAUGAGGAGAGACGACCUCAGCCUCAGUCACACAGAUCGGCAGCUGACGGUGAAGGAGACGGCUCUGGUUGCCCUGGUUACUGUUGCUAUAGCAGCGCUCCUCAUCAUGGCGAUGUUCCUGGGAUACCGCAUGAUGAAAAGGAAGCAGAAGCAUGGUCUGUCUGCUGUGAACAUGAUGGAGGCAGCAAACUCAGAAUCAGUUGUGGACCUUGACAACCUGAAGCUGCUGGAGCUGAUUGGUCGAGGACGCUACGGAUCUGUGUUUCGCGGCUCUCUGAACGAGCGCUGCGUGGCUGUUAAAGUCUUCAGCUCCGCUAACCGUCCGAACUUCUCCAACGAGCGCUUUAUCUACCGGCUGCCUCUGCUGCAGCAGCACGACAACAUCGCCCGCUUCCUGGCUGCCGACGAGAAGACGACAGCCGAGGGCCGACCAGAGUUCCUCAUCCUCAUGGAGUACUACCCACAUGGCUGUCUGUCUCAGUACCUGUCUCUGCACACCGUGGACUGGCUGACCUGCUGCAGGAUGGCCCACGGCGUGACCAGAGGACUCGCCUUCCUGCACACAGAACUCUACAGAGGAGACCAGUACAAACCGCCCGUGGCCCACAGAGACCUGACCAGCAGGAACGUUCUGGUCCGAUCCGAUCUGUCCUGCGUCCUCGCCGACUUCGGCUUGUCCAUGAAGCUGACAGGAACCAGAACCUGUCGGCCCGGGGACGAUGACACCAUGGCCAUAUCUGAGGUGGGGACGGUGCGGUACAUGUCCCCAGAGGUUCUGGGAGGAGCUCUGAACCUCAGAGACUGUGAAUCGGCUCUGAAGCAGGUGGACGUGUACGCGUUGGGUCUGCUGUACUGGGAGAGCUUCAGGAGGUGCUCCGACCUGUUCCCAGGUGAAGCCGUUCCAGAGUACCAGCUGGCUUUCCAGGCCGAAGUCGGGAAUCAUCCGAGCUUCGAGGACAUGCAGAUCCUGGUGGUCCGGGAGAAACACAGACCCAGAUUCCCUGAAGUCUGGAAGGAGAACAGCCUGGCGCUGCGGGCCCUGAAGGAGACCAUGGAGGACUGCUGGGACCAGGACGCUGAGGCCCGACUAACGGCUCAGUGUGCUGAGGAACGGCUGGCUGACCUGAUCAUCCUGAGCCCUCAUACCGCGCUCCACAACCACAGGAAUCUGUCUCACAGCUGCUGGACUCCCCAGGUUGGUUCCUCUUCCUGCUACAUCGAGGAUCUACGGGUGGGCGUGGUCAAGAAUCUCCAGGGAGAUGGGCAGCCAGCAUCGGUUGUCAGGACGACCAUGAGUGGAGCAGAAGGUGGAGAGAAGAACAGGAACUGCAUCAACCAGCAGCGGCAGCAGAUUCAGGCUCAUCCGGCCGCCUUAGACUGCAGCGUGAUGACCUCCAGCAGCCUGAGGACAGACUCUGUCCUCUGCAGUGUCUCUGACCUAAACGGGGGCGCUGCACCCAGUGUUCCUGUCUGUCUGCAGCUCACAGAGGCAGACCUGGAGGCCUCCAAGCUGGACCCAAAACAGGUCCAGAAGAACCUGAGAAAAACCUCUCAGGAAAACCUGAUGGAACAUUCUCAGAAGCAGUUUGGAUCAGUACCACAAACCUCCCUCCUGCAUCACAGCAUUGAGGUCACCAGUCAGGAAGAACCAGGACCUCCCGCCUCCAUCCAGCCGCUCCCCAAGCAGCAGAACCUCCCACAAAGGCCCACCAGCCUCCACCUGCUCCCCAAACCCAGCGAGUCCCGACAGAAGCCGGGAAGGCUCAGGUCGACCCACCGACAGGUGGAGACAGGUGUGGCUAAGAUGAACGCAGUUAUCCAACCUGUAGAGCCACACCUGGUUACCACGGUUACCAAGAUGAGGAGCAGCGCUGCAAACGGGCCUGAAGUCCUCUGUGCCUCCAGCAGCCACAGCUCUGGUGUUCCCGUCCUGGUGACCAAUAAAACGAGAGGAGGAGGGAGAACAAACCCCGCAGGACCACGGGAGGAGGAGGAAGAGGAUGGAGGAGGAAGGAGAGGAGGAGACGGAGACAACCAGCUGAACCUGAGUCUGAACUUCAGUCCUGAUGAACAUGAACCUCUGCUGAGGAGAGAGCAGCUUCCUGCUGAGAGCGACCCUCCUCCUCAUCAUCAUCAUCACCACGGUCCACCGGGCCGAGCAGGAGGACGAGGAUCCAACUCCAACAACAACAACAACCGGCUCGCCCUGGGCUCCGAACUCCACCGGCCCGCAGAGGUCAGCGUUCCUGAACCAGAAUCUAAGAGCAUUGGACCUCCAGCUGCAGUCUCAGAUAUGAAACAGAAAAUGCUGCCGGUCCAUUCUGCUGACAGAGGUGAAGGCUCAGCUACAGAAACAUAUCAGAAAGAAGGGAAAACUCUGAAUGAGGAAGGCUUUCUACUGGGGCAAGGACAGAACUCAGCUCCUGAAGCAACAUUGUCCAACGUUCAGACUUCAGAACCAUCGAAAGCUCCUCAGAACCCAGCUUUAGCAGAAGUUUCAGCUACAGGAGCCCCACCUGUGGACGUCCCCGUCCUGGACUCUAAAGCUUUGGAUCCUGCUCCUGCAGAAAGUCCGGCAUCAGAACCGGCAGAUCUGCAGAAUCGACCUUCAGAACCUCAAACCGUAGGUCUGCUGCAGCCCCAGCUCAGGCAGACCAAAAAUAGGAGGCCAGAGCGUCCCUGUUCCCUGGAUCUGUCCUCCUCCUGCAUCUCCUCAGAUGAUGCUCCUGUGAUGGACUAUGGCAGUCUGAGCGCCACAGGAGAGAAGAUCAAGCGGCGUGUGAAGACCCCAUACACCCUGAAGAAGUGGCGCCCAGCCUCCUGGGUGGUCUCCACCGACAGGGACCUGGACCUGGAGUUUGAGUUCACCAGCAGUCAGGUCCAGGAGUCGUCUGGUCUCCACAGAGCAGGAGGCGCUGGUGUCCCUAGAAUCAACCAGUCUAAGUCCAGCAUGGCCGUGUUUCUGGUCGGAGGAGGAACCACGGCGACCACGACCUCCGAGCCGGACGGCUUGACCCGGUUCUGAAGAGCCUGUGAGAUCCAGAGAUGUUUCCUUUUUUUUAAUCGUUUUAACUUUUGUUGUUGGAGAUAACGGUGAUCUGUCCUGAUGAAGAAACAUCUGACAGAACUGACGCUGCAGCUUGGAGGAGGGAUCAUUUUCCACCAUCAUCAGCUGAGUUUCCAUCAAAUCUCUGAAACUCAUCAGAUGGAAACAGGAAGCAGCUCCCAUCAGCGGGGAAUAAUGUGCUCAGUGUGCUCAGCAGGGGGCGCUGUGGACUACAAACCCACAUGCUCAAAGAUAAAAUGGAGAGAAAUCCACAGGACUUUACCCUGUAAGUGUGGAGCAUGUUUGUUCUCUGGAAGCAGAAACAGACGAUGGAUCAUUUGAUUAAGUUCUUUAUAAGUUUCUCUGAAUAUUAUGCAUAAACAACAGUGGCUGAAAAUGUCACUUUCUGAGGAAAAGAUUCUCUGAAUCCUAAACCCUUGCUGCUCAUGUAAAAUGACACCCCUCUUCUCCUGAAAGGUAAAGCCCCAUUCUGAUUGGCCUUCCAGCUGGUGGGUGUGGCCAUGUGUUUUUUUUAACCUCCCUGAGUCACAGGCCUGCCCAGGAACCUGAAUAUCUGCAGCGUAGGACCAGCCUGCUGGUUUGGUUGCUGAAGACAACAAACACCAGUCCCCACUGGGUUUCUGACUGGGAGACUGGACCACAGUCACAGUGGGUUUAAUAGGAUUUUUGAGUUUUAAAAAAUAGCACACAUUAGACCCGAACUCCUGUCCUGAUCCCGAUGGUGAGUUCUGGUCCACUUCCUGUAGCUGCUAACAUCCUGUCUGACCUUCUUGUUUAAGACUUCAGGGCCCUGGUCUGCAAAGCAUUCUUAUUGGCUGGUUCAGGUUGUUCAGCAUCAUAAAGCUGGUUCCCUUGUUAUGUCUGUCGUCAUGGUAACACGCUGGACACACAACCAGUCAGAUUUAUCACAGUAAAUCCUCCUGCUGGACUGAGUGGUUCUUAUCAAAACGGUGCGAUUAUUGCACAGAGAUUCACUUUCUCUGACUGGUGACAUCUGCAGCAUUUUAAAAAUAUAAGAUAAAUUUGUCCUUUAAUCAUUUAGCUGCCACCUCAAUAAGUGUGUUAAUUUGAACAUUUUUCUUAUUCCAACAUUUUUUUUUUUACAAUACAAUGAUGUGCAGAGAAAGCAAUCCCUGGUUUGAUUCACCCAGUUAACUCAUUUUUAAGAUUGAUCUUCACUGUUUGGGUCAGUUAAGCCAAGCCUGCUUUGUUGUGCAGGGCCCAAAGUUAACAAGCACAACAAUAAGAAAUCCUUCAGGAUUUCUGAACAGAAAGAGGAACAGGUUGAUUUGGCUGUGAUGUCAUUUCCUGUUACGAAUUCUGACUUCUGAUGUAAAACCUAACGCAGCACUAAAUGCACGGUGACCAGGUUCUCCUCCGUUUUGUGGUGAAGAUGUUCUGGAUGUGCUCCCGUUCUAACUAACUUGACACUGUGACAUAGAAGAACUGAUUCUGAAGCAAUGAGGCUGAACUUUAUGUCCAGUUUGGACCAUUUAUUUAUAGGUCUCUGUGUCAGUAAUAAGAGAAAAGGUCCACAUGGACCUUUGAGCUCUUAGGGAGUGUUUACACCCGUAGUUCAGAUUUCAGAUCCAGAAAUAGGCAGAAAAAAAAUAUUAAAUAAUAUGUGAUAUGGCCAAACAGGAGCCUGAAGAUGAUUUCACACACUGGGCCAAUUUUCAUGCAUAAAACUGGGUCAGGGUGAAACGGAUUAAGACUAUUUGAACAUUUCUAACCAAUAAAGAUGUAAAAACCUGCCAAACCAGAACUGACCUGCAAUUGACAAAAAUAAAGAUGAUGAGGUCACACUCAGACAUUCAGUUUGAUCAGGACUGAGGGAGCUGUUAAGCGGCUUCAUGGUCUGAUUCUGUUUGUUUAGAAAGGAUCAGAACCACUCUGUUGAUCCGGUCAGCGGGAGCAGAGAGGCUUUGAUCCAGUCAUGAUUUAUUUCUUUAGGCACUUUAAACGUAGAGUUAGAGACUAAUGAACACAUGUUCACUUUUAGCAGUAAGAGCACCUAAGAAUUAACCCCCCCCCCCCCAACUACAGGCUGUUUAGAUCAGAUGACCAGAACACUGACUGCACUUCUGCUGGAGAAUCUGUUGAUUUUUACAGACUUUAAACAGAACUUCCUGGUGAGAACCAGAGAGAGGCAUAACUAAAGUAUGAGGAGAAGUAACUAUGGAGGAAUAACAGCCGCUGGUGUUUUUUCUUUAUAAGCGAGGAGGAGAACCUCUGAUUGGGUCGGGUUACAGGUCCGAUGAAGGCUGGACCCUGAGCAGGAGAGAUAAAAUUCAAACAUCUGAAUAGUCAGUAAAACAGAGAAACAAAUGCAAUCCUCCUGGUGAGCUGCACCUUUAAACAACUCCCAAUUUGGCUCAUUAACAUCAUGAUCCAGUCGGUGGUAGAUUAACAACCUUUAGAGUUUAGACUUAAUGUGACUUUAAUAGUUUUAGUCUGUAAGGUUUAAAUCGUGGAUCCUUGGGAUUCCAGCAGCUCACAUUUUCUACCAUGUUAAAAAAAUAAACCGUUUUCAACAAAAAGGUUUAAUGUCAGACUUUUAAAAAUAAAAAAAAAAAACAGCAGAACAUGAAAUAGAUUUCAGUUCAGUUUCAUUUGAGCUUUUUCUAACAGGAGCUCUCCAGAUGCAGUUGUUUUUUUCUGCAGACUGUGGCUGUUUUCUAUAGAAACUCCUGCAGCGAUGCGUCUGAUUUUUAUUUUGGUCUCAUUUCUAUCAACUUGUUUAAAUGUGCAGUUGCAGUAAAAUAAGAGCAUUUAGCGAACCUUACAGUAAUGGUGUCAAACUGUUAUUUAGGAUCUGAAGAUGCCUUCUCAGUUCUGUUUGCUUAUUUUUGUAUUUUAUACACUUUGUACUGUUUUUAGACGCUGCUGUGUGUGCAUCCUGAGAGGUUUUUCAUGUUUUACGUCUUAUGUGUGUGUGUCGGUGGUUCAACCAGCGGACUGAGUGGAACUUCAGAACCAGAACUAUGUUUGGUUCUCAUGAGAACUGAAGCUGUUCUCUCAUCCAGGAACAGGACCUUAUAAAGGAGGAUUUUUAUUAGAACUGCGGUGGUUGAGGACUUCCAGCUCUGGUGUUUUUUUCUCCAGGAUGUCUCCACCAGUUCAGCUGCUGUUUACCGUCUACUGAUAAACCCUCAGCAGCUCAUUUUAUAACCACUCUGUGCAGGUCGGUCUGCUGAUGGAUGACUCUACAUUAUAAACGGAUCUUUCAUAAUACACAAAGGACCCGGGAAAGAAAUCCACAGGGGCAUCGUUGUAAAUUAGAAUAUCUCUGGAAUAGGCUGGUGAAGAUUCUCAGUCAUCCAGGUCAUGGUCAUUCCAAAAAAAGGAAAAAAACAAAGCAACUGGACCUGUUUUUCGUAGUUGGUUUUUCGUAGUUGGAGCUCCACAAUGCUCUAGACUUUUGGAAUUGAGAAAGCUUCCUGGAGAGGAAGCGAAACGUCUUCAACUACGAAAAACAAGUCCAGUUGCUUUGUUUUUUACUUUUUUUGGAAUAUCUCUGGAAGUUUCAAAUAUUUCUAUAAUUCAUUCAAAGGCAAACUUGUAUAGAUUCAUUUCACACAGAGUAGUGAGCAAAAAUGGUUCCUUUCUGUUCAUUUUGAGGCUUAGAGCAAAAAAACAAAAACAAAAAACAGUUAAUUCUGUUUCUCAGAAAAUUCAACUAAUGCAGAAAGUAAAAUAUAACAGAUUAUCUUAUACAGAGAGGUUAGCCAACUGAGAACUGUCCAUUUAAAAUACAGUACAUGUUUUCAGUUCCUGUGGGAUCGUAGUGAAUGAAUCGCUGCCUCAGUGGGUCGUGGCAGGGUUGAGCCUGCACUUCUGCUGAGGGCUAAAGGCCUUUAAACGCGGCCUUCAGCUCGUCUGCAUUCUUCGCUCUGGUGUCUCUCAUCUUCCUCCUGACAGCAGCCCAUAGCUGCUCGGGGGUUCAGGCCAGUUUCUAAACCAUACCAACGCAGUGAUACAAGGGUCAUCUAAAUGGAGGACUACCGAACAACAGUCCAGUCCUUUUCUUCUUAGCCGAGGCAAAAGGUUUCUCAAGUUGUCUCUGUUUAUUACAUUUAUGGCUCAUGACCUGUCGUGGAUAUAUCUGUGUGUCAGAGUCUUGCAAAUCUCCCAUGAACUGUCAAUUUAGGCUUUUUUCCCCCUCAAUCCUUUCAAGGCUGUGGAUAUAUUUAUUGUUUCUGCACCCUUUAUAUGACACUUUUUCCUUCCACUGAACUUUCCAUUAUUGUUCCAGGAUACAGCACUCUGACCAGACAGCUUCUUUAAGAGUUACCCUUUUUCUGGCUUAUCCUCCCUGUGGAGGAUGUCGGUGGCUAGAGAAGUGAUUGGUUAUUUCUGCUGGAAUAUUAUAAUUAAAGUAGUUUUUUGAGAAACAGAGUUGGGCAUUUUCUUAAGCUGUAAUAAUACAAACCUAAUUUCCAAAAUUAAGAAAAAUAAGUACUUGAAAUCUAUCAGUAUGUGUGCAAUGAAUCUAUAUGAGGUUCAAUGUCUUAUUAAAUUAGUAAUAUCAAGUAACUUUUGAUGAUAUUCUACUAUAUUAAGAUAUGCCUGGAAAUAAUCCCACAGCGCUGCUAGUUAAUUAUGUAUGUUAGAGGGGAAAAAACAUUUUAAAUAACAGACAGCAGUAAAACAACGUGUGCAUUAGGUUUUAUUAUUAUUACAAAAUGUAAAAGGAAAAAAAAAACAUGUGAAAGUUAGAUUUUCCAGAAGUUUCUUUAUUAGCUGUUAUCUACUGAACUGAAAUCACAGUUUGCUGCUGAAUUUCCCUUUAAAGUCUUCACUGUAGCUCUCAUAUUUGUAAUUAAUUAUACUUCUCUGCAUCUGUAUAAACACAUUUAGAGUUAAUAUAUUCACCACUGUAGCCUCGUGCAUGAAGCAUCAGCUCAGUAAAAUGUUUUAUGUUUUGAACACUAUGGGUUUAAAGGGGGCUGGUUCUGGUUCAGCUCUUCUUCUGGACUCGGCUCUCAACACAACCUGCUGCUGAUCCUUCCUCCCGCUCCUCUAAUGGAAACAAGAUCCUUCAGUUCUUUAAAUAGCCCUUCACUCAACGCCUGCUGUCCUCUGAUUGGUCGGCAUCAGAGCCUCAGUUGGCAGAGUGAGCUGGACUGUAGUUAAAAAUCCAGAUAUGCUCCCUUUAAGCCUGCCGGUGUUCAUCCAUCAUGUCCCGCUUGCUGUUUGACAGAACCGGUGGACUCUGAUCAUCAGCGUGAUGAUGAUGUAGAUGUAACCUGAUAUGUACUUGCUGUGUGUGUCCUCUGAAGGUUCAGGGAUGUCUGAUCUGUCGUCGUGUGUUUCUGUGUGUUUCUGUCCGACACUUUCCCUUCAGUGUAAAUACCCACUGUAAGCUUCCAUAGUGGACCAAGUAGCCCCAGCCGUAUCCGGUCAGCCUCGUAUUCCUCAGCUGCUCACGGUUAGAACGUGUAUCUUCUUCACUGCAUGCUGCCUCGUCCUGCAAACCAUCCCUUAACCAAGAUCAUAUCUUCAUGGAGAGACUAAAAUAAAAAGUUGGAGCUUUAAGUUCAUCAUUACGUUA